Messenger RNA from Lodderomyces parapsilosis, 831 nucleotides. RefSeq lists its product as uncharacterized. The transcript is spliced from 2 exons. The coding region runs from base 1 to 831 and encodes 276 amino acids. Gene Ontology annotation, molecular function: S-adenosyl-L-methionine transmembrane transporter activity. Lineage: Eukaryota; Fungi; Ascomycota; Pichiomycetes; Serinales; Debaryomycetaceae. The record is from RefSeq and is a predicted model, not a curated record. Gene Ontology annotation, cellular component: mitochondrial inner membrane.
AUGCAAGGAACCGAACCCACUUUCUUUGUGUCGUUAGUCAGUGGUGCAUGUGCUGGAACUGCUACUGAUGUGGCAUUUUUCCCCAUUGACACAAUCAAGACCAGAUUACAAGCAAAAGGAGGAUUCUUUCGUAAUGGAGGCUAUAAAGGAAUAUAUCGAGGACUAGGAUCAUGUGUCAUUGCAUCAGCUCCAUCAGCUUCGCUAUUCUUUGUCACAUACGAUACGGUGAAACGAAAAUUGCAGCCUUACGUCUCGUCACCCAAUUAUCGUCACAUGAUUGCUGCGUCCUUAGGAGAAGUUAUGGCAUGUAUAGUUCGUGUUCCAGCCGAAGUGAUCAAGCAAAGAACCCAAGCGAGUCAUAUGGGGUUGACUUCCAGUUGGUCAAAUUUCAAACAUAUCAUAAUGAACAACAACCAACAUGGCGGGAUAAUCAGAGGACUAUACCGUGGUUGGAACAGUACAAUCAUGAGGGAGAUACCGUUUACCAUCAUUCAGUUCCCUCUUUACGAGUGGUUAAAAUUAAAGGCUUGGUCUUCAACUACUGACACUAGAUUACAGCCCGUUUCAAUGGGGUUAAAAGGGGCAAUUUGUGGAAUGGUGGCAGGAGGAGUUGCUGCAGCUCUCACCACUCCAUUGGACGUUAUCAAAACAAGAAUCAUGUUGAGUAACGAAAAAGUCGGAUUUGUACAUGUUAUAUCUCAAUUGAUUCGAGAGGAAGGUUGGUCCAGUUUUUGGAAAGGUGUUGUACCAAGAACGUGUUGGAUCAGUUGUGGUGGAGCAAUCUUUUUGGGAUGUUAUGAGCUAGUUCGUGAUGAAAUGAUGAGAUUAUGA